AUGUCCUCCCCCGAUCUUAUUUCUGGAUCAAGAGGAGUUAACAGCAUUAGCUAUCUAUUCGAAGCUGAAUAUCAGCACACUUUGUCACAAAAUCUGCAAGCGUCAAUCCUACUAGCCAUGACUCAGAGAAUACCUGUGCCUCCAGCUAAUGUAUAUUCACAUCACGCUAUGCCAUCGGACUCUUCGUGUACUCCAGACGAUUUUCUGAUAGACAUCGUCGAAGGCUCUGACUCUGAUUACGACGCUCAACUCAAUAGGCAGACAGGCACCAAACAUCACAAGAACAAGUCUGCUCCAAUACUCACAACGUUCCAUUGCUGGAAGCUUACCAAGGCUGCUCCCAAAACCAAGGAUGGUGCCCCAAGCUGGAAGCGAGCAGCAGUGGUACAAAUGACACUGCCUUCUGAUGAACUUGAAUCUCAAGUCAAGAAGCAGCUCAAGGCAAAAUCGCUCAUCGAGAUGUAUGAAGCCAUGUCGGCGGACCAGCGUCAACAAGUCGAAGUUCUUCUCCAGCAACAAAGGCGAGAUGAGACGAACAAACACGCUCGCUGGGAAAUAGCAGCCAUACACCGUGAGGUCCUCAACAAUCUCAGGACUAGGAUCAGAGAGACCACUUUCAUUCGAGUGAUAUUGAGUAGGGAUGACAGAAGAAGAGUCGAGAAGGCAACACCAGGCCAUGAGACGACUAGCGCUAGUGUGGCAAGCAACAUCUCUGACCUCAACGAUAUCUCCGACUCACCGCUGAAGCGGACGAAAUCGAAACUCGACCAACGUCUUCCUCCGCCUGGAAGGGAGUUCAAGGGACAGGCUAAGACCAAAAGGCUAAUUAGCGAAAACGUGAUCGAGAUCAUGUCUGGUUUAAGUACGGACGAUACUCAUGUCAUCGACGUGCCAUCGAUGGCAAGCGCAUUGCCAUCUGCUAGGUUGCAAGGUCCGAGUCCAACAUGGAGCAACCAAGCUCCACCCCAGCAAUCACCGUCAACCAAUAUAGAGCAUGAAAACAUGCUUCGAAAUCAGCUGAACCAAUGGCAACCACAGCCGGGUUCUGAAGUUCAGAACAACCAGCAGCUCAAUCACGUCCAGAAUGCUCUUGCAUAUAUGGCCAAUGUAAAUUCCAAUGCUCGCACACAGGUGGGAGACAAAGCCUACCAAGAGGCACAAGCGCAAUCAGCUCUACAUGGAACAUGGUCUCCACAGCAGUCUCCACCCGUAGUACCAAAUUUCAGAUACGACUCUCAAACUAUGCCCAUUGAACGGCAGUUUGAAGGAUCUACGACACAAAGGACUCCGCCACAUCUUGGACUGCAGCCGACAAACCACGAGCAAGACUACUUUGGGAAGCAGCCCAGUAACCCAUAUGGAGGCACAGCGGAGCCAAGCAUGGCUAGACAGUAUUAUCAUACAAACACCCAUGCUCCCGCAAUUGCUGCUUCACAUCGCGCCACAGAUUCAGAGGCCCCCAGAGCAUCCCCAAUCGCAACGAAUCAGGCUCCUACUGAUUCGGGCUGGCCUGAUUAUAACCCUGUGAUGGAGCCAUCGCCAGUUCCAUCGCCACAAUCCCAGCAGCAAACGAGACAUGCAAAACGCAGUGCCGAACGACUGCGACGAGAAGACGUGCUUUUCUGGAGAACUCAAGCCCAGCUAAGCCAUUCUCGAUCGUCUUCGAGUCUAGAUGAUCAGUCAUCAACCCUCGCAUCUCUCGAGGAGAGCUCACCUCCCACUUCAGUAUCGGGGGAGGGCGCUGCGCCACAAUUCCAAUAUCACAACAGAGAUGCCCUCGCACCAGGGCAAUUCGGUCAACGGCUUGCAGCACAUAGUUUCCUCAGACCGAACCAGAAUCGACAACAGGAGCAGCCCAUCAAGUUACCUCAAAGAAGUCAAACCGACUACAAACACCCAACUCGACGUACCGUCAGCUUUGAGGACAAAACCUAUGGAAUCUCUGAUAUACAGCAUGCUCCAUCUACCAUUCCGAGCGCUCGUGAUUCUAGCAUGUAUAGCCCAGACAACUAUACAAGACCAUCGGCUCCCGAUCCCCCAGAACCAAAAGCAAACUAUCCAUCCUAUCAGCCCCAACGAUACCAACCACAACAAUCUUGGGAGCCGAACAACACUUCGAUGCUCGAACGCUUGAAUGAACGUCUGGAUGACAUGGAACUGAGACAGGCGGAAGGAGCGACUAGGAGAGCUGUUGAGGCGGCACAGAAGAGAAGGGAGUUGGAAAAGAAGGAAGCUUACGAACGAGGGGUCGAGGAUGCAAUGGCGUGGAAGGAGCUUCAAUUGAGAAGGUGGAGUUGA
This is a messenger RNA of Aureobasidium melanogenum CBS 110374, 2298 nucleotides long. RefSeq lists its product as uncharacterized. Lineage: Eukaryota; Fungi; Ascomycota; Dothideomycetes; Dothideales; Saccotheciaceae. The transcript is spliced from 2 exons. The coding region runs from base 1 to 2298 and encodes 765 amino acids. The record is from RefSeq and is a predicted model, not a curated record.